UUCACAUAUCGCGUAUUCUUUUGGACAUUAUUAUUUGUUGUGUUUUUUUUAUUUAUUAAUUGUACCGAGAUCCGUGUCCGCAGUGAGAGUGGAGUGUGUAGGAAAGUGAGGCGUCCGGAGUAUGCGCUUGUUCGCUUGAAUAUUUUCACUUUCUACUCGACGACGGGACACACAGAACGAUGAUUCCCGUGAUACGGACCGGUGCCUUACUCUGGCUGGCUAUUGUCAUAACGGCCGCAUCAGAGACCAACGAACAAAACACCACGACGACGACGAAGACCAUUCGUACGACGAUACUACCCUCGAAAACAACAAGAACCGAACUAAAAGUAUCAAGAAGUUUGAAUCCUCACGACACGCAAACGUUGAACGUUAGAAGCAAAUCUGGACAUGUCACGCAACUUAUUGUUAAGAAAAAAGAGAAAUCUACCACAGUUCAAAUAAGCAGUACUACCCCAACACCCACAACGGCUUCCAUUAAAACCACUGUAGCUGUAAAUACGACUGAUGAAACAAAAAACAAAACCGAAACGAGAGAUCAAAGGAAACUUAAUUUCUUAGGCACAGUCAACAGUGACCUAGCUGGAUAUGAUUAUUAUUUGAAUCGCAACAAACAUUCAGAAGAACCUAUCGAUGUAAAAGCUGAAUAUGGUAAUUGGUCACCAGUUUCAGUGUACCCUGAAUCGCAUAUUCAAGAAGAUGGGAAGAAACCGGAAGGUGACUCGGAAACCACAAGUUACUAUCCGACCUACGACAAUGAUAAAGUAACUGAAGACAAAAAAGUCUACAUAACUUCAGCCAGUUUCAAAGACUAUGGAGCGCCUAUUACGAAUUAUAGGUUCGAUCCACAAAAUCCAGUCAUCAAAAAUGAUAGGAAUCCAGUCUAUAUUGAAGUAGUGAGCACCAAAGUAUCUGAAGGAGAUAAUGAAAGGUUUAAAGUUCCGGAUCCAGUAGUAAUCAAUUCAGAGCCAAUGUACAUAAAGAAAGCAUUAGAAAAAUAUAAUAAUAAGCGUGGUAGAUCUAUUUUAACUCUUGGCGAUGAUGGCAUCCCAGAAAUUCAGGGAAUUAGAAUGCCUGAUGACGAAUCAGACAAAAAGACAUGGCGCAACGCCAGGGUUGUAAAUGGUGAACUAAUUCCGUAUCCUGAAGGGUAUAAACCUCCAAAAGCAAUUCCUGAGGCUGACGUUUACCCUGACUUAGCAGCCGAUAAUCCAGGCCAAAGUUUUGGUCCAUUCACUAAAGAAGACAACUUCGAUUCUAAAGAUGGUCCUUUCACCAAGUUCGACAAUUUGAAAUUUGAUAGCAGCGACGCCAUAACACCUUACACAACAAGUGAAAAUCCGUCUAACUACUACAAACAGAAAAAGGACAAUUACUAUUUAAAGUCAGGUUACGGACCAUUCACUAAAGCCGACAAUUCGAAAGUGGCAAAUUCUAAAUUAAUUGAAUACAUCAAACAGAUUAAUGACCAAGAAUCGAAGCGAGACUACUUCAGUGGCCGUAGUUCUAGAUCGCAUGAAGAUAUGGAAUUCGCGGAGAGCCACAUUCAAAGACGUAUGCUCCAUCAUCCCGGUGAAGUAAAUUUCCCCAACUCUGUGAUGUAUACUCCGAAGAAUGCCAAGCCAGGUUUCGAUGAAAGCGUAAGGAACCCAAUACUGCAAUAUGCUCAUCCGGAGCUCGGCGUGCAACCCGCUAAAGCUACGAGAGACAGCAUCGACAAUAACUACGACAACAAGGGACGUAAAGUCAUGUAUUAUACCAUGAAUGUUCCAAAAAGCGCCCACCCUUACCCUAUGGAACCUGUUAAUGGAUACGGACAACAGCGCUCCCAGAAAAAUAUCAACGCCAAUAAAUAUUAUGAAGAUGAAUAUAACAAAUUCAGGUACUACGAAAACGCUUAUAACUCACAUGAAGUACCCAGGUAUCCUUACAACAAUUAUGGUUAUUUGAAACGCACGCCUGAACCAUCCCUAUGGAAAAGAUUUACAGAUUCGAUCAAAGACACAAUGAACACAGCCAGCCAAACAGUUCAUCAAUUGACUAGGCCCAUCAUCGACCCGAUCGCCAAAGUAACUCAACCCGUAUUCGAACCAAUAGUUGAAGCUACACAUAAAAUAUCCAGCAACUUAGGUCUUUACCCGAGCAAUUCCAUUCAAACUCAAAGAUAUGCCCAAGACAAAAUCGGUGUAGCCGCUGUAUCUUCGGGAGCUCCCGCUAUGCUACCGGCUCUCGGAUUGAUGGCUGGUGGUGCAGCAUUAGGUCUUGGGGUUGUCGCAGUCGGAAAACUUCUCGACGUUAACCUAAUGAGAAGUGCAGGACUAAACGACGAGGAGAUUCAAGACGAACUCGAGAAAGAACAUAAACGAUCUUUUGAGGCGUUUGACGUGGACCGCCAAAUACUAAGCACCCAAAAGAUAUAUGACGACAACUACAAAAUGCCCAGUGAAAAUGUGUACGUGGUGAUGUCACCAGACAACAGUCAAGGUAGAGCUAAGAGGGAAACUCUUAGCUUCUUUGCAGAACCAUAUAAUGGCCAAGCUUUGAAGCGUGUGAAGAGGAGACACGUCAGAUCAAUCAACGAUAUGUCUGAAGAUCUGCAGCACGUGGACGUAUCACCACCGCCUUCUCUGACAACCUCCGCAAUGGACUUAAUAAAGCAGACCGACUGGAGAGAUUCACAAUGUGCCAAGUUCACAUUCUGCACUGUCCUAACAUCGCAGUCUGAUGAUUCUAUCUUUGGAAUGGAAAAGAAGAUGGCGUCGUUAAUAAAAAUGAUUUCAUUUGGCGCUGACCCCAGCACCUCAUCAGUGGCUCAUCAGCUCGGUGAUGUCAUGGCGGCGAGCCGGGACCACGACUGCGGCCGGUUCCAUUGCGAAACGCUCUGAUCUUAUCCUGCAUUGAGAGAAGACUUCCAGGCGUGACGUCAUAUGUGUCUAAAACUUCGCUAUUACUUUUCUUUAAUUCUAAUGUCUGAAUGACUUCGAUAUUUAUGACCAGUAACAUAUCGUUAACAGAAAAGCAAUUAGAAGCUUCGAGCACCGAUAAAAACCUCAUAAUAUCAUUUCACAUACAAAAAAAAAACAGUUACAAGUGAAAUAGGUUAAAUUUCAAACUACCCACACUGCAAUUAAAACCUUUUUGUUCCUAGUGAAGUCACGGACCGCGGCUACACGCAAUUAUAACAGAAAAUAAACUCACAUCCUGGUGAAAUAUAAUCGUGAUUAAUAAUUUAUUAUUCUAUUUAUUCUACGAUGUAAGCUAGUUGUAAUUUAAUAUUAAGAUGUAACUAUUUAUGACAAGAUUCGCGAAAAUGUUUUGCAAAUAAAAUUAAAACGUAAUUACGUACGUAACCUGUAGAGAUCGUUGCUUAGAUUUAAGUCAAA
Molecule: messenger RNA, 3383 nt
Organism: Bombyx mandarina (wild silkworm)
Lineage: Eukaryota; Metazoa; Arthropoda; Insecta; Lepidoptera; Bombycidae
Source: RefSeq, a predicted model, not a curated record